Molecule: messenger RNA, 993 nt
Organism: Lactuca saligna
Lineage: Eukaryota; Viridiplantae; Streptophyta; Magnoliopsida; Asterales; Asteraceae
Source: the annotation of a GenBank genome assembly
AUGGCAGACAUAAAAUUCUCGAAAAACCACAACAUUGCGGCAUGUCUGUCAGAUCCACUAGAAGCACGUCAAGAAUUUAGGUCCAUGGUUCAUCGACUUAAAAAUUGCAGACUUGCUCAUGCUUUCCAAUCAAAUCUCAUUAUUUAUGAAGAUUUAGUAAAGCAAUUUUUGGGACAAAGCUUCUGUCAAGAAAAAGGGAACGAAUGGGGAAGAUAUGUGUUGAAUGAAAAGAAGAAUAAUUUACAAAGGAAGAGAAAGGACACAUUUUUAAUCUAUCCAAGGAUCCUCCAGAUGAUCAUCAAUGCCAAAUAUCUUGAAUUGAAAGGAAGUGGAGACACUUUGGACCUGAAGUCUCUGGGUCUUAGCACUUUUGGUCUUAUGAAGCAGAACCGCAAAGUCUUAAAAUGUGUGUUUCAAGGAACAAAGCCCUUAGAAAAGUUUGUAUGUUUUGCUGAUAUUGGAAUUGUUGCACCGGAGCAUGUUCCAAUGAUCAAUGGUAAUGAUGAUGAUGAAGAUGAUCAUUAUGAAGGUGAUGAUAGGAUGGAUCUAGAGGAUGAUACCCUAGGGUUUAAUGAUGAUAGAGAUGAUGAUGGAGUUGGAAUGGAUCAAGAAGGUGAUUUAUCAAGUUUUGAUGAUGAUGAUGUAUAUCUUGAUUUCGAGCCGAAUGAUGAAGACCUCGGUUCGUUCUUUGAUAAUAUCGAUGAUGUUGGAUUUUUUCCAACGAAGACUCAAAGAGAAGAAAAUAUUCUCAAGCUACCACAACAAUCGCCUGAGCAAAUGGACGACUUUAUUGCUGAUUUGGAUUCAACUAUGAGGAUUCCUUCCCGAGAAGUUGCUACUCCAAAUUUUAUUCCAUAUGAGAGUAAUCCACAAGAGACACAAGCCUCGAAGCCUGCACUUAAAAUAAGAAGAGAAGAUCCAAGUUCGGGAGUGCUCAUUAGGGAACUAGCUCAGCCCGCUCAACAAUCUACUACAAAUGUUACCCCAAGCUAA